UAGUGAGAGACGGGGGCGAGGGAGGGAAAAAAUACUCGGCACACAAAGAACAACAUAUACGCAGUUUCGUCUAAGCAUACUGUCCAUUUUCUGGCAUGUCAGCUAACACCAAUGUCCUCAUUCCCGUCCUUCUCUUCUUCUUCCCUCUUUAAAUCCUUCCUCGAAAAAACUAUAUCGCUCCAUUAAAAUUCUUAAUUGGAUCUCUCACCUUCUUCUCUUUUCUCCAUCAUUUAUUAUGGACUGCUUCGAGUCAUCCUUAGCCGAGGCGCCCUCUAUCGCCUACGCUCUCCUGUUCAAGGUCGCUAUGGCCAUACCCACACUACACUACUUGUUUGGACUGGCAUUAGUUUGUUCGGUUUCCCUGUACAAUUUUUUGGAGCUCCAUUUUCUUCAGGAUCUUCUCUCCGGGUUCCGCGGAGAUCCCGUUUCUCUAACCUACAACCCCUGCUCAGAGAUGUACCAUGGAGUGGUCUCUAAAUGUCGUGUUAUUCAUGGCAGGUAUCUGGCAACACCUUGGCUCUCUAGCCCACACCUCCAAACGUCCUUCAUAAACUUCUUUGGGCGGCCUCCAGUUUUCAGAUACAGAAGACAAAUUUUCUAUGCAUCUGACGGUGGGACUUUAGCUUUGGAUUGGGUUUUGAAGUCUGAUGUUUCUGGAAAUGCUACUGACAAGAACAUUGCCAUAUAUAAGGAUGAUGCGACACCUCUCGUGGUAGUGAUACCAGGAUUAACAAGUGACUCUGCUUCCCCAUACCUAAAGCAUCUUGCCUUCAACACAGCAAAAUGUGGAUGGAAUGUUGUUGUCAGCAAUCAUCGAGGGUUAGGCGGUGUAUCAGUCACUUCCGAUGCUCUUUAUAACGCAGGAUGGACAGAAGACAUAAGAAAUAUCCUCAAGUAUCUGCAUAAGGAGUACCCAAAAGCUCCAAUAUUUGUUAUUGGUACCAGUAUUGGUGCUAAUAUUCUGGUCAAAUAUCUCGGUGAAGAUGGGGAUAAUGUUCCUGUUGCAGGGGCUGUAGCAGUGUGCUCUCCUUGGGAUCUCUUGAUUGGUUCUAGGUUCAUAUCUCGUAGGCUUGUGCAGAGGUUUUAUGAUAGGGCUCUUACUAUCGGUCUUCAAGGUUAUGCUCAAAUGCAUGAACAUCACUAUUCUCGACUUGCUAAUUGGGAAGGGAUUGUAAAGUCACGCACAAUACGUGAUUUUGACACUCAUGCCACCUGUCUUGUUGGGAAAUUUGAGACUGUGGAUUCAUACUAUAGGUACUGCAGCAGUUCGGCUUAUGUUGGGCGUGUUUCUGUGCCUCUACUCUGUAUCAGUGCGUUGGAUGAUCCCGUGUGCACAGCUGAAGCCAUUCCUUGGGAUGAGUGCAGGGCGAAUAAGAAUGUAGUUUUAGCCGUGGCAAAGCAUGGAGGACACCUCGCCUUUUUUGAAGGACUUGCUGCAUCUAGCUUGUGGUGGGUGAGAGCAACCAAUGAAUUCAUUGGUGUUUUACAUUCCGGUCCCUUCAUGCACAAACCAAAGCAGCAGAAAGAAAAUCGCAACCUGCAUUCUCAAUCAAUGGAGUGUUCGUCAAUCGAUCAAGGACCAUACAUUAACAUGACAGAUGGAAUGGUUGCCCCAAUGAAAAAUAAUGACCAAACAUCAGAGAUUGUUAAGGAUGAAGAAGAAGAAGAAUAUGCGCAACGAUUGAAGAUCAUAACAGCAGCAUCACAGGGAGGUGCUGAUGGAGGUGAUGUAAUAGAAUCUGACAAUUUAACUCCUGAUUUGAGUGGUGAUGAUAGCAAGGUGGUCACUAGUAGCUUUGUGAAAAGUUGCGUAAGUCACCUAAGACAGCAGAGUAGGAGAUCAUUGUGGCUUCUUGCUUACAUUGCGCUGGUGUCAUCCUGGUCACUGGCAGCUCCAGCCCUUAGUUUCCUUUUUAAGAAAAGGGCCAAGAAAGUCAUGCCUGCCAAACCCCACUAGAAUUAGCCAUGUCUCUUCUUCAAAUGUAAAGUGUUAUUGUUUUUCUACAAUAAUAUAAUAUACUCCGUACAUAUGUAUUAUAUGCCCCUCAUUGUGGCUUAUCAUAUACGGGGUAUAUACUUUUAAUAAGCUCAAACUUUAUAGAAGAUCAGGGGUAAAAAAC
Molecule: messenger RNA, 2120 nt
Organism: Cuscuta europaea
Lineage: Eukaryota; Viridiplantae; Streptophyta; Magnoliopsida; Solanales; Convolvulaceae
Source: the annotation of a GenBank genome assembly